Molecule: messenger RNA, 3622 nt
Organism: Gymnodraco acuticeps
Lineage: Eukaryota; Metazoa; Chordata; Actinopteri; Perciformes; Bathydraconidae
Product: insulinoma-associated protein 1a-like
Exons: 1
Coding region: 957-2285 (442 amino acids)
Biological process (GO): regulation of cell cycle process; neuron differentiation; negative regulation of transcription by RNA polymerase II
Cellular component (GO): transcription repressor complex; nucleus
Molecular function (GO): RNA polymerase II cis-regulatory region sequence-specific DNA binding; DNA-binding transcription repressor activity, RNA polymerase II-specific
Source: RefSeq, a predicted model, not a curated record
CACUUUACAGAGAAUCCAUUAGAAACACAAUGUAAAAUACACAGCGUAAAAAGUUGCACUGUAAUAAAAUCACUAACACAAUAUACAUAUAGGAGUAUAUUUGACUCGUGUGCAGAAUAUUUUUUUAAUGAAAUUGAAUAUCAAUCUCAGAAGAAGACUUUAUUAAUCCCAAACGUGGACAUUAUGUUUUGGUCAAAAUGCGGUUUGUUUUUGGAUAUUUGAGAAAGUCUUUGAAUGUCUUCAAUUCUAAAUCUGAACACAAAUUGCUGCCAGAAGUUAUUUGACAGAUUAUAACUCUGUUUUAUUAGAUUAUUAUUUAGGUGUGUAUCUGCUGUCGGGCUUAUUUGAAAGAUAUAAACAAGAUUAUUUUCAUAAUACUACAAAAUCCAUCACUUUACUAUAUUAAGUUGUAUUCAAUAAUGCUGCUUAAAUUAUGUUAUAUUCUAAAAUAUGCUGCUAUGUCACAAAGGACAGUUUUGAUAUUGUAUAAUAGUAGUCAGCCCAAUUUAAAAUCCAUUUAUAUAAAAACCAAUGUAUUUUUCAUGUGGUUUUUGAAUCCUUAACGUUUUGUUUUAGGGAGAUUGUUUUUGUAGCCGAUAAAGUCCACAUUGUUUCAGGGAUGUUAGAAUACUGUCUUAAUAUUGGGGGAAAGGCUCAUUAGGCAGGUUGUUGAGAAUCACCUCCUCUCUCUCCAUCCUCCCACUCCCCCAAAUCCACUGGGGAGAUCUCCUGCUUCUGAUUGGUCGGUGAUGAGUCAACGAGGAGGGGGGGUGACGGGAACAAUGUCAUCAUGUCGCCUUUAAAAAGAGUGCAGCUAUGUUUGUGGUGAAAGGAAUCAGAACAGGGAGCAGAACGGACGAUCAGUAGCGGCAGAAACAGACGCGUCAGAUGUCCUGAAAGUGGAUCUGCUCCCUUCCCCAAAAAACAGUGCCUUCCGCUCUCCAUCCAGCAGAAACAUGCCCAGAGGAUUUUUAGUGAAAAGGAACAAGAAACCAAACCCGGUGUCGUACCGCGUCCGCGUCGAGGAUGAAGAGCCUUCAGCUGCUGCCGUGCCACCUCCACCUCCACCGCUCCUGCCGCGUCCCUCCUGGGUGCCUCUCGCAUCCUUCCCGGUGCGCGCACAGACUCCCACGUGCGGGGCGGUGGCUCCGGAGCGCGUGGAGAGACCGGUGCAGUUCGGUAACCCCGAGGCGGUGUACCAGGCUCUCUACAGCCCCACGCGCCCCGUCAGCCAGGACGACGAGCGCUCCUACGAGAGGCGCUUCAACCUCUCCGCUGCGUCCUUCCCCACCGGAGCGGCACUCCCCGCGGCUCUGGACCGCCCCUUCGCCCCGGUGGAUCUGAAAAUCGGUUCCAGCAACAGCAGUCGCACCGGAACCUUCAACGUUACCGCAUCCACCGCGACGCUCCCCACAAACACAAAGCGGCAUUCAAGCGACACCGAGCGCAAAGGAAAACCAGCGUCCAAGAAAACCAAAACGAUCCGGAAACUGCACUUUGAGGAUAACGUCACCACGUCUCCGGUGCUCGGGCUCAAGAUUAAAGAGCCGGUGGACCGGAAGCCCCCCAGUCUCACCGGGGAGGAAUACAUCCCACUGGGGGAGUUCGUCUGCCAGCUGUGCCGCGAAGAAUACGCGGAUCCUCUCGCCCUCGCGCAGCACAAAUGCUCCAGGAUCGUGCGCGUGGAGUACAGGUGUCCCGAGUGCGACAAGGUGUUCAGCUGCCCGGCGAACCUCGCGUCGCACAGGCGGUGGCACAAACCCAAGCAGCAGCAGAGUGUCGCGCAGCAGCACUUGGAGAGCGACAAAUCUGCCGCGUCCGGUAAAACAGCAGCAGCUUUGGAUGAAGCGAAGGAUUCUAGUGACAGAGACACAACCAGCCCGGGACCCUCAGAGUCCGGAUCUGAGGAGGGGCUUUAUGAUUGUAACCAGUGCGGGAAAAAGUUUAAACGCCAAGCUUACCUGCGGAAACACCUGGCGUCUCAGCACUCUAAAGUAACGGAGGACGACGAAGCGGCAGCAGCAGCGGCGGCAGCAGCGGCAGCGGUGCGCGAACAGAGCGCAGCGCCGCUUAACCUGAGCGCCUGCCACCUGUGUCCGGUUUGCGGGGAGAACUUCUCGAACAGGGGCAGCCAGGAGCGUCACGUCCGCCUGCUGCACUCCUCCCAGGUGUUCCCGUGUAAAUACUGCCCCGCGGUGCUCUACAGCUCCCCGGGGCUCACGAGACACAUCAACAAGAGCCACCCGUCCGAGAACCGGCAGGUGAUCCUGCUGCAGGUCCGGUAAUCUGCUUUCACACCGGGACACACAUCCCGAUCUGUUCCUGAGAGGGGUUUUUAGAGAUACACUGCAAACAUAUCUGGUUUAUUUCAACGGUCGGGCGCUAAAAUCUGACUUUUUGGUCAAAUUGAGUGGAAAAGACAUCGACCUUUGGUUCGAGGCAGUCACUCCUGAUCUCAUGUCUCCAUAGUUUUAGUUCUGUGGUUAAAAAUCAACAAAUGUUUCUGCUAUUUUUAGAUUUUCAACAAUCUGAACUGUACAUUUCUUCAAAAUGUUUGCAAUAAUAUGCCUUAUUUUGGGAUACUAAUUCAAAAAAGUGCUCUUUUAUUAAUAUUAUUAUUAUUUUUGAUAUUAUAUACAAAUAAUUGUAAAAUAAUCAAGCCUUUUAUUCAUAGAGCAAAACACUUUAUAUAUAUCCGUGGUACAAUUCAUUAAAUAAUACAAAAAUCAUCAUAAUACAUCAUAAUAAAACAGACAAUAUUAAUUACAAAUUAAAAGUAGCUCAUAACAAUAUAAAAAUAAUGAGGAAUUAACCCAAUUUUCAAGCCGAUAUUAAAUCAGUUAAACAGAGAAAUGAAAGGAUAUUUUUUGCAGUGUAACUCCUCCUCAUGGUUGAAAUUCAGUGCCUUGCGUUAGGACACUUCAGCCUGUUCUGGGUGUGUGUUUGGCCCUACACACACACACACACACACACACACACACACACACACACACACACACUGACGUCAUGCUUCACUUAAAGCCUGUUAGACUGUUAAUUUAUUUUUCUAGCAUCUCUGCACAAGUGCUAUUAGCUUCUAGACCUAAGAGAGGGGACGACCUGUAGCCGAUUUGAAACCUGAUCUCAUCACUCUGAUAUAGCUUUAUCAGUAGCUCGUGGAUCAGUAGCUGUUGCCUGAAAACAAGAAAUAUUCAAAGUAGAGUAGCCGGUAAUGCCUUUUGGAUUAGAAACUCCUGCUAUCAAACUGCCUUAAACUGUCUUUUCAACACGUAUUUAUCACGGGGCUGGGUUUGUCUUUAUAACCAAGCCUUUCUGUAUUACCACUAUCUAAACUGUUUUCUAUUUAUUUAUGUAUUUAUUAAUUUAUUUGUGUAAUUUAUUAUUGUGUGGUCUGUGAUGUAUUUUCUUCUUUAAUUUAUAAGAGGGGACGGUGCACCGUUCGAGUCUCAUUAUAGCAAUCAGUGGCUCGUACCGGCCGCUCCUGAAUAAACAAAUGCAAUCAAUGAUUUUAAUUUUCUAUGUAUGUUGAACCCGUUAGCUCUUAUACCCGAAACCGCUUUGGAUGUUUUUUGCAGUGUUUUGCUAAAUGUCCAAAUAUAAUAAAAACCAAACUGAGAAAAAA